Molecule: messenger RNA, 1362 nt
Organism: Lactuca virosa
Lineage: Eukaryota; Viridiplantae; Streptophyta; Magnoliopsida; Asterales; Asteraceae
Source: the annotation of a GenBank genome assembly
AUGACGAUGAUAAGCAGUCUGAUAAGAUUUGGUAGAAGGCAGCUUCACACAAUCGUCUCUAAAGAAAUCAUCAAACCCUCUUCUCCAACUCCAUCUCACCUCAAAACCUACAAUCUUUCGUUGCUUGAUCAGAUGUCUGUGAACACAUUUAUGCCGAUGGUUACUUUCUACCCAAACACCGGCAUUGAUCGUAGUUCUCAUGAUAAAACGCUCGACUUGAAGAACUCAUUAUCUCAAACAUUAACAAAGUAUUACCCUUUUGCUGGUAGGCAUGCAAAAGUUGCACCAGCAUGUGUUGAUUGCAACGAUGAAGGAGCUGAGUUUCUUGAAGCAUCUGUCGAUAGAACACUAUCGGAUUUCCUUCAGAACUCGCAGCAUGAAGAUCUUGACCAGUUCUUUCCACAUGGUCUAGUAAAUGACAAGUCAAACCGUGGAGAUCAUGAUCUUGAAAGUGACAAAGUGACACCACUAGCAGUUCAGGUCAACCAUUUUGAAUGUGGAGGAGUAGCAGUGGCAGUGUCGUUGUCCCACAAAAUAGCAGACGCAUGCAGUUUGGCCACUUUAAUAAAUGAUUGGGCUAAAAUGACAAGGUUUUGCUCCGGAGUGGAGAAACAUGAAUCUCCCAUCAACCCACUGUUUAUAUCGCUUGAAUACAUGAACAUAAAUUAUGAAGGAUUGUCCCUUGAAAGAUCGAACGACUGUGUCACUAGGAGUUUCAUGUUUCCAAAUUCAAAGAUAAACGACCUGAAACUCAAGGUGAAAACCAUGACUGCAGAAUCUGGAAAUCCCAUCACGAACCCUACCCGUGUUGAAGUUUUGAAUUGGCUACUUUAUAAGUGUGCUGUGAAAGCAGCUAUGAAAAAUAAUACUUCAGGCUCUUUCAAACCUACUGGUGUUAGUCAUUUAACGAACAUAAGAGGUAAAAUGAUCGAGCCAUUGCCUGAAAACAGCAUGGGAAAUCUCUUCAUGAUAGGUGAUAUAGUAACAAACAACGAAAGUGAAAUGAAGCCAGAGACAUUCAUCGGUGAGUUCAAGAUGAAAAAGAUGCAAUUCCAAAGUCUACCAAAUAUUGCAACUACCUUUGGUCUGAUUUCGCAAAUGUGUUCGAAACCUGCUUUAGAAGAGCACCAAAGAAAACUUAGUGUCAGCUAUAUUUGUACAAGCUUGUGUAGGUAUCCUGCAUAUGAGAUUGAUUUUGGGUGGGGAAAGCCGGUAAAAGUAGCCAUUGCCGGAGAUCUAAGGAAGAAUAGCUUUAUUAUGAUGGAUUCUCCAAACGGAGAUGGUAUUGAGGCAUUCGUGUGUUUAAGAAAGCAAGACAUGGAGAUUAUUCAAAGUGACCCUGAGCUUCUUGCCUUUCUCUAG